AUGGUGACGGGCCAGCUGGAGCGAACCGACUCGUGCUAUGUCCUGCUGCCGCACCUGUUCGUAACGCGUGCCGAGGCGGCCGCUGCAUGCGAGGUGGUGCAGAGCGGGUCUACGCUGCCCUCCAUCCACAGCCACGCGCAGAACGAGUUUGUGAUGGACACGGCCGUAAACAAGGAGUACGGCGACAUCUGGCUGGGCCUGCAGCGCGUCAACGCCUCGUCCUUCGCGUGGCAGGAUGGCUCUCCGGUGGAAUACGUCGCCUGGUUUGGUGACGAACCGAACGACACAGGCGACUGCGUGUACAUGAGCUUCCUCUGGUCGCAGUGGCGCGACAUCAAUUGCGACACGGCCCACUUCUUCGUGGUGUGCCAGUACAAGCCGCAGUGA
Molecule: messenger RNA, 387 nt
Organism: Pollicipes pollicipes
Lineage: Eukaryota; Metazoa; Arthropoda; Thecostraca; Pollicipedomorpha; Pollicipedidae
Product: snaclec 6-like
Exons: 2
Coding region: 1-387 (128 amino acids)
Source: RefSeq, a predicted model, not a curated record